Molecule: messenger RNA, 2388 nt
Organism: Papaver somniferum (opium poppy)
Lineage: Eukaryota; Viridiplantae; Streptophyta; Magnoliopsida; Ranunculales; Papaveraceae
Product: 7-deoxyloganetin glucosyltransferase-like
Exons: 2
Coding region: 347-1852 (501 amino acids)
Molecular function (GO): UDP-glycosyltransferase activity
Source: RefSeq, a predicted model, not a curated record
UGCACAAAAUAUGGACUACUUGGGAAAACCACCUUCGUUCAAACAUGGAGAAACUUCUUGCCGUUUGCCUUCAGACUUUUCAUAUCACUAUGGUGCCAAUUUUGACAGAAAGAUACAUGCAUGUUUUACAAAAUACUCUACGUCUCUUAUUGGUGCGCGGGCCCAAAAACCAGAAAUGUUUCCGUCAACAAACAAAACGUUAUCAAUAAAAUACAUGGUCUACAAAAAAGGUUGGAUUCCUUGUAUCGUUUAUGCGCUUUAUAAAAAAGACGAAAGGCCUCUUCUUCUGCAUUGUCGUCCUACUUCUGGCAGUGAGAUACAGGCCAGCUAGCAUACUGCAGAAGACAUGAAGCCUCAUGCUGUUUUCGUUCCAGUCCCAGCACAAGGUCAUGUGACUCCCAUGAUGACACUAGCUAAACUUUUUCACUCCAAAGGAUUUCAUAUAACCUUUGUCAAUACGGAAUUCAAUCACCAACGGUUAAUAAAUUCGAGAGGACCUGAUUCCGUUAGAGGUUUGCCUGACUUCAGGUUUGAAACAAUCCCCGACGGCCUUCCCUUACCAGACGAUUUAAAUGCCACCCAACCCGUUCCAGAUCUCCUCCACGCUUUCAGAAACAAUAUGCUAUUACCCUUUCGGAACCUAAUCCAGAGACUGAACAACAACAGCAAGAGCAGUUUAUUAUCACCUUCUUCUGAGAACAUCCUACCUCCUGUUACAUGCAUAGUUUCGGAUGGAAUGAUGAGUUUUGGUCUCAAAGUUGGCGUUGAACUUGGUAUCCCAGUAGCUCUAUUCUGGACUGCUAGUGCUUGUGGACUCAUAUGUUACUUACAUUUCUCCCAACUCAUCGAAAGAGGUCUCGUACCACUGGAAGAUGAAAGUGAUCUAACAAAUGGGUAUCUAGACACCAAAAUUGACUGGAUACCAGGAAUGAAAGAUAUCCGUUUAAGGGAUCUUCCUAGUUUUGUUCGAACCAUGGAUACACGCGACAUUUAUUUUGACUACUUCAUCAGAGAACUUGCAGGAAUGAAUGAAGCUACAACUUUGAUUGUCAAUACGUUUGAUGCUCUAGAGAAGGACGUUUUGGAUGCACUCAAGUCUGAGCAGUUAUCGCUACCUCCUCUGUACACAAUCGGUCCUGUACACCAAUUACUUCACCAUGAUGCCACAACAGGAACUAUGAAAAACCACCCAAGUGCAAAAACAACAUCUAUAGGGAUAAAUUUAUGGAAAGAAGAAACAGAUUGUCUUAAAUGGCUUGAUUCCGGAAAACCAAACUCAGUCGUCUAUGUUAAUUUCGGAAGCAUCACUACAAUGACAACUCAACAGCUUAUUGAGUUUGCUUGGGGGUUAGCUAACAGCAAACACUCAUUCUUAUGGAUAGUUCGAUCGGAUAUUGUAAAAGGUGACACAGCUAAUUUGCCACCGGAGUUUGCGGAAGAAACGAAAGAAAGAGGCUUGCUAGCUAGUUGGUGUCCACAAGAAAAAGUAUUAAAUCAUCCGGCUAUAGGCGCAUUUUUGACACACAGUGGUUGGAACUCAACAAUAGAGAGUAUUUGUGGUGGAGUUCCGGUUAUUUGUUACCCUUUUUUCUCUGAACAACAUACGAAUUGUAGGUACUCGUGUAUUGAUUGGGGAAUCGGAAUAGAGAUUGAUCAUAAAGUGACAAGAAAUGAGGUUGAGAAGUCGGUGAAAGAACUACUGGAAGGUGAAAAAGGCAAGGAAAUGAAGCAUAGAGCCAUGGAAUGGAAACAAAAAGCCGAAGAUGCAAUUGCACCUGGCGGCUCUUCCUUUGUCAAUCUCGAUGAAUUAGUUAAUGAAUUGUCACAAACAAGUAAGCAAUCGGAAAUAUGAACGGAGUAGUCUCGCCUAGUGAAGAAGAGUUUCUUGCCUAGUGGUACCGCCGCCUAUUUAAUAAAGUAGCGUGUGUUUCUCCUAGCUGUAUGCAUUUUAGCAUUUCAUAAAUCUCAUGGUCCCCGAUUGUUGUAAUUUCUCUUCUUGUUUCGCUUCUUAGUUUGGGCUUGUUUUAGCUUAUACUUGUCCAGUGUUGGCUAAAUAAAAUCGUCCAAUAUUGAUUUUGGAUUGAGAAUAAGCCAUAACUCAAAAUCUUAAUCUGCUUUUGUUGAAAAGUGAGACCAAUCGACACUCUAUGGUUUUUGAGCUAUAAUAGGAAAGAAAAAGUUUGUUCUAGAAGGAACUAGUAUGUUCCGUUAGUUUUGCUUGUGUAGGAAGUCUUUUAGUUUCCUUGCUUAGAAGGUUAUUUUUAUGUUAGGAAGUUACGCCUUAUUGGAAUUGUUUUUACGCGGUUUGGUUUAGUAUAAGUAUAGGCUUUGAGCCAAAGGAAUUGUAACAUCAGUACGUAUUCAAUUGAAUUCCUGUCUUCGACUCUA